UAAUUUCUAAAAUCUUACUUAUCUGCCGAGUUUAUAAAUGUUAUUCUUGGUGUGAAUUUCGCAGUAAUACAUUUAUACAGAUUUCAUCAAGGAGUUCUACUUUUUUGAAAAGUUAUCAAGAAUGGUUAACUACUUCAAAAUAAUUGGAAUUUGGAGAUUCAUCUAUACACUUCUAUUCACGCUUCUAUUGAUGACUGAACAUGCAAACUGCUGGCCGAUAGAAAUAAAUGGAGUGGGUCAAGAUUCAGUUAAAAACAAUCCGAUGCACAAAAGAAAUGAGGGAGGAUUUGGAGGUAGCAUUAACUUUGGAGCUGGCAUAGGUGUAAGAGGGUUUGGUGGUAGUAUGACAACAGGCGGGUCAGGAGAGCUAGGUAUUAGCAUAUCAAAUGGAAGAGUCGGUCAGUUUGAUGGUAGUAUAGCACAUGAAGGAGAUACUCAUGAUGGCAUCGAAAGUGAAAGAACUGGAACUGGUGGUAGUAUGACAAGUGGCGGAACUGGUAACAGUGCUGGUAUUAUAACAAGUGGAGGAACUGGUAACAUUAAUGGUAUUAUGACAAGUGGAGGAACUGGUAACAGUGCUGGUAUCAUAACAAGUGGAGGAACUGGUUACAUAAGUGGUAUUAAGACAAAUGAAGAAACAGAAAUUAUUCAUAGAAGUAUGGGAAGUAAAAAAACUAAGCUAAGUGGUAGUUUAGUAAACGUAGGAUCUCAAAUGUUUAUAGGCGGUAUAACAAGUAAUUUACUCGGUGGGUCUGAAGGUAAUAUGGCAAAUUUAGGAACUGGUAGUGGCAUAGCUAAUGAAAGAACUGGGAUUGAGAGUAGUAUUACUAAUGACGGAACUAGUGAUAUUGAUGGCAUAAGGAAAGAAUCAGGAACUAUCGAAAAUAAACAUGAUGUUAGUAGAGUUAUUGAUGGAUCGAAAGCGUCAGAUAGAAGUAUAGCAAGUGGAAUAUCUAUAGGGUUUGAAAGUAACAUGGCGAUUGCAGCAUCUGAAGCGUUAGAAGGAAACUUAACAAGUGUGGGCCCUGAUGCUGUCGGUAGUAGUAUGACAAAUGGAGGAACGGGCUUUAAUAGUCAUAAAACUAGCGAAGUAGCUGAAGGUAGUAAACAGAUCAAGUUAACUGAAGGAUUUGAAGAAAACGAUGGUAACCUGUCAAAUGCAGUAUUUAGAAGCACUGAUGGAAGUAUAGCAGAUAGACAAACUAAGGUCGAUGCUGAUAGAAAAAAUGAAUUAACUGAAGUUGUUGAUUCUAGCAUGAUAAGCCGAAAAUCUGAAAGUAUUGAUAGUAGGCAUGUAAGCGGUGGAAUUGAUAGUAUUAUAUUGAAUAAAGAAACUGGAAGUAUUGAUGGCAGCCUGUUAAGUGAAGCAUCAGAAAAUAUUCAUAGAAGUAAUCCAAAUGUAAAAACUAAACUUGAUGGUAGCCUAACAAGCGAAGAAUCUAAAGGGUAUGUUGGUAAAAUAGCCAGUGAAAGAUCUGAAGGGUUUGAAACUGUCAUUAAAAGGGAAAGAAUUGAAAAAUUUGAUGAUAGCAAAACAAGCGUGAGUACUGGAAAGUUUUAUGAUAGCAAAACAAGUGGAAGUUCUGGAGACCUUAAUACUAGUAAAUUAGGUAGCAGCCUGUUAAGUGAAGUAUCAGAAAAUAUUCAUAGAAGUAAUCCAAAUGUAAAACCUAAACUUGAUGGUAGUCUAACAAGCGAAGGAUCUAACGGGUAUGUUGGUAAAAUAGCUCGUGAACGAUCUGAAGGGUUUGAAACUGUCAUGAAAAGUGAAAGAAUUGAAAAAUUUGAUGAUAGCAAAACAAGCGUAAGAACUGGAAAGUUUUAUGAUAGCAAAUCAAGUGGGAGUUCUGGAGACCUUAAUGGUAGUAAAUUAGGUGGAGGAUCUGUGAACUAUAGGGACAAUGUGGCAAAUGAGAGGUCUAGAGUGUUUGACGGAAGUAUGGAAAGUGGAGGGUCUGAACGGAUUGAUAAUAGCAUGGUCAAUGGAGGACGUGAAGAAGCUGAUGGCAGAAUGAUAAUUGGUGGCACCGGAAGGUUUGGUGGUAUUAUAGCUAGUGGAGGAUUUGAAGUGUUUGGUAAUAAUAUGGAAGGUAUUAAGUCUGGAGAUAAGGAAAGAGAAGUUUUAUUUAAAAGCAAAUCAAGUGAUUUAGGAUUAAAAGGCAUUUUAGGAGGUGGAACUGUAGGAUUUAAUAACUUCGCGAGGAUUGAGAAUUUAGAGCACGAAACUGGUAAUCCAGCACCUUUUGGUAUUGGUAAUCAAAAUGGACUAAACAAAGCAAAUGGAGAAUUAAGAAACAGUAUGAAUUCGGCGACAAUGCGUACAAGAAUACCUGAAAAUGGAAUUUUUGCAAAUGGAGGAAUUAUAUCACGGAAUGGUGGCCUUUCAAGGGGGGUGUUAAUAAGAAAUGGAGGUAUUUCAGACGGCUUUUUGGCAAGAGGUGAUAGAAUCAUGAGUGAUGGACUGUCUAUGGGAGCUCUAGGAGGUGGAUUUUCGCAAAAAAUGAACUCUUUUGGAGGCGCAAUCCCACAAGGUGCUAUAGUAGGAUCUACAGGCUACAGGGGAAGGAUAAAUAAUCUUUCUCCAGUUAUUUCACGUUGCACGCAUCAUGGCUCAGAAGGAUGUUCGACGAAGGUAGAACAUACUCCUAGAAAUGGUUUAUCCGUGACUGGACAAAGUCGAUCUAUGCUAGACACGAGAACUGAGGACAAUCUUAAAACAUUUCAUUCAAUAAACAAAAUUAAAUUCCUUGUGCCUCACAAAAUAUUCAAAUGACGAAGCAUUAACUACAUGGUACUGGAAGCAUUAAACGUCAAUUAAAAUAUUAUCUGCAAUAUUUGACUCUAUUUUCAUUUCUAAGUCUCCCAAUUGUUCAGAAUUUAAGAAGACCAAGUAAGAGCAACAGCUGUGUCUAUUAUAGAUUUUAUAUUCUGUUCUGAUGCCUAUUAAUUUUCUCUGACGUAGUUUUAAAUAAUAAAACUUUUUUUGAAA
Molecule: messenger RNA, 2989 nt
Organism: Parasteatoda tepidariorum (common house spider)
Lineage: Eukaryota; Metazoa; Arthropoda; Arachnida; Araneae; Theridiidae
Source: RefSeq, a predicted model, not a curated record